Molecule: messenger RNA, 873 nt
Organism: Pyrenophora tritici-repentis Pt-1C-BFP
Lineage: Eukaryota; Fungi; Ascomycota; Dothideomycetes; Pleosporales; Pleosporaceae
Product: glycoside hydrolase family 45 protein
Biological process (GO): carbohydrate metabolic process
Molecular function (GO): cellulase activity
Source: RefSeq, a predicted model, not a curated record
AUCACGCUCCCUACGAUCCUCCUUUUACUACCCUCCUUCAGCAAAGCUACCCUAGACUCGCUUGCCCAUUAUGGUGUCGAUCAAACAAGUCGCUUUCUUUGCCCUGGCAUCCGGUCUCGCAACCGUUGACGCCCAAUCCACCGGAAAAACGACCCGGUACUGGGACUGCUGCAAAGGUUCAUGCGGAUGGUCCGGCAAGGCCAACGUGAAUCAGCCCAUUAGAAGCUGCGACAAGAGCGACAACCCCAUUGCCGACAUGGCAGCGAAGAACGCCUGCGACAAUGGUGGCUCGGCAUACAUGUGCACAAACCAGAUGCCAUGGGCUGUCGACGACAACACCGCCUACGGCUUUGCGGCUGUGAAGCUCCAGGGCAAGUCUGAGGCUGAUUGGUGCUGUGCUUGUUAUGAAUUGACCUUUACAUCUGGCCCUGUCUCGGGUAAGAAGAUGAUUGUUCAAACCACCAACACUGGCGGCGACCUUGGCGACAACCACUUCGAUAUCGCCAUGCCGGGUGGUGGCGUUGGCAUCUUCAACGCCUGCACGAACCAGUGGGGCGCACCUCCAAACGGUUGGGGACAGCAGUAUGGCGGUAUCUCAAAGCGAUCCGACUGCGAUAGCUUCCCCGCGAAGCUCAAGGCGGGUUGCCAGUGGAGGUUCGAUUGGUUCAAGAAUGCUGAUAACCCGAGCGUGUCGUUCAAGGAGGUUACAUGUCCAUCGGCGUUGACGUCCAGGACUGGCUGCAUCAGGAAGUAAAACAUGUCGAUGCGAUGGAUCUUCAGGGGAUCAGCUAAAUCCCGGGCGUAUGACGUCUAUAUGUAUGAAUUCGUGUUUCGUUGUAUAUAGUUCUCACAAAAAGCCAUGUUGUAAAUGUG